AUGCAGGGUAACUUCCUGCAAGGACCCAUUCCCUCAUCUUUUGAUUCUUUGAGAGGUCUUCAACGAAUAGAUCUAUCCAGAAACUUGUCAGGAAAUAUUCCAAAUGAGUUGGAGAAACUUAUCUUCUUGCAAUAUUUGAAUCUUUCUUUCAAUAAUUUUGAGGGUGAGGUACCAAAAACAGGAGUUUUCAGCAACACAAGUUCAUUUUCGCUUGUUGGAAAUAGAAAUAUUUGUGGGGGUAGCCCUGAAUUGCAGCUGCCAGCAUGCAUUGUCAAUGAAGAAAAACACAGAAGACCUUCCACUGUCAUAAUCCUCAUCACAACCAUCAGUUCAUUUCUUUUAGUCGUGAUAGUGACCUCCUUAUGUCUUUUCUAUCGGCGAAAGUCAAGAAAGAGUCCAAUUUUCUCACCCUUUACAGUGGAUAAGGUUCCUCAAAUUUCAUUCAGGGAACUCUUGAAAGCAACUGGUGGAUUCUCUUCAGAAAACUUAAUUGGACAAGGCAGUUUUGGCUCGGUAUAUAAAGGAAGUCUUGAUCGGCAGGGUGAAUGUUUCGUUGCUGUAAAGGUACUCAACCUUCAGCAACAUGGACCUUCCAAGAGCUUCAUUGCUGAGUGCAAAGCACUGAAAAACAUCCGGCACCGGAAUCUUGUUAAAAUCUUGACGUACUGCUCCAGCAUUGAUUUUAAAGGAAAUGAUUUCAAAGCUCUAGUGUUUACAUUCAUGGAAAAUGGCAGUUUGGAAAUGUGGUUGCAUCCAGAGGAAAAUGGUUAUAGUCAGAUGAAGAGAUUAAACUUUCUCCAAAGACUAUGCAUUGCCAUGGAUGUAGCUUCUGCAUUGCAUCAUCUUCAUAACCAUUGUGAAACGCAAAUCAUUCAUUGUGACUUGAAGCCAAGCAAUAUUCUCCUUGACAAUGACAUGACUGCUUAUGUUAGUGACUUUGGAUUAGCAAGGCUCAUUUCUGAAAGCACCAGCAAUCCUUCUCAAAGCCAAAAUUUCUCAAUGGGAAUAAAGGGAACAAUUGGCUACAUGGCUCCACGUAAUAUUCUCCACACUACUUUCUCCUAGUUAAAUUACUACAUGAAUCAGCAUGGCAAGGCAUAUGCCGGAUAAGGGGGAAAAACAUUCUGUGACCCCUGCACUUUGCUUGCAUUAAGCCCCUGAUCUUUUGUUGCUCUACAUUAAGCCCUCAAGCUUUUUUUUUAAAUUCAUUGCAAAUAUUAAAGAUGAAUCCCAGCAGGCUCUUUUAUAGAUAUAUAGAAUUGUAAAGUUAUAGUCUUGAUCACAUUUUAAUAGAAUGGGAGAUAUAUGAAUUGCAGAAUAUGGAGUAGGCAGCAAUGUGACAACUUAUGGAGAUGUGUAUAGCUUUGGAAUACUUUUGCUAGAGAUGUUCACAGGAAGGAGACCAACUCAUGAUGUUUUUAUAGAUGGUUUAGAUCUCCACAAUUUUGUCAAGGCUAAGCUCCCAGGACAAGUCAUGCAGGUUGUGGAUCCCACUUUAUUCACUCCAAGAGAAGUGGAGGCAGCAGAAAAUAUGGAUGAUGAUGAAAGUAUUGAAGAUAGUGUACAAGAGUGUGUUGUAUCAGUCCUUCAAAUUGGAGUUGCAUGCUCCGCAAAAGUGCCACAAGAUCUAAUGAAUAUUAUGGAUUUAACAAUCAAACUAAAUGCCAUCAAGGUUUCUUUCACAGGGUCCAGGGACUAGGUUAAUAAGGAUUUGAUAUAUUUCAGAAGCUCAGCUUUCAGAAAAAUGAGUUAUAGAGACUCAGAAAGUAGCCGUUUUUCUAGUUCACAAAAAAAUAAUUCAAGCUUUUUCCUUUUUUUUU
This is a messenger RNA of Hevea brasiliensis (rubber tree), 1820 nucleotides long. Its product is annotated as probable LRR receptor-like serine/threonine-protein kinase At3g47570. Gene Ontology annotation, molecular function: protein binding; protein kinase activity; ATP binding. Gene Ontology annotation, biological process: protein phosphorylation. The transcript has a single exon. Bases 1 to 1065 code for a protein of 354 amino acids. NCBI's taxonomy places the organism in Eukaryota, Viridiplantae, Streptophyta, Magnoliopsida, Malpighiales, Euphorbiaceae. The record is from RefSeq and is a predicted model, not a curated record.